AAUAUUGAUCAUAGUUUUGAACCAGAAGAACAAUUUAUUUUUAAUUUUAAAUCCUAAAGAAAAACAACUCCCUAAUCCGAGGAAAAUCCGUGUUUUUCUCGUCCAAGAUUCGUCUAUGUUUUUUCCGAGCUACAGAAGUGGAGCUAAACCGAAAAUAUUCAGAGUUUCAAUUCAGACAUCAAUCAGAUCGAACAGUUCAGCUCGUCAGUUUCCUCUCUGUGGUUAAAGUUGCAAGCUUUUGGAUUAAAAUCAAAUUCCAUACAUACCCGAAUUGUUAAAUCCAGACCAGACAUCUAGUGGAUCAGGUCUUACUUGCUAAGUGCGACUUAGUUACAAUGUCAAGAAGGCCAAAUACGUCCCGUCGUCUGAUGGAUCCUGCAAACAUUCCAUUCGUGGGCUCGUUGCAUCCAAAAUCACGCCCAUCUUCAUUUUUGUCUAUAGGACUUGUGGUUGUGGGUGCAUUGCUCAUUGUUGGUUACCUAUAUCAUGGUCCAGGUGGAAGAAGCAGACUUGAAGAUUUCAAUAGACUCCAAGGUGGCGUUUCGUGCACAUUAGAGCUUCUAAGAGCAUAUCCUAUACUCAAAAAGGCGUACGGUGAAAGCAUAAACAAAGUAUUGCAUGUCGGUCCAGACACGUGUUCAGUAGUCUCCAAAUUAUUAAACGAGGAGGACACUGAAGCGUGGGGUAUUGAACCAUAUGACUUAGAAGAUGCUGAUGCCAAUUGCAAAAGUCUUGUCGGGAAAGGGAUUGUGCGCGCUGCUGAUAUCAAGUUUCGACUUCCCUACCGUGCCAAGUCAUUCUCCCUUGUCAUCGUCUCGGAUGCCAUGGAUUACCUGUCCCCGAAAUAUAUUAACAAGACUCUUCCCGAGUUGGCUCGGGUGGCUAAUGAUGGUUUAGUCGUCUUCUCUGGAAUUCCAGGUGAGCGAAGAGCCAAAAUAGCGGAGAUGUCAAAGUUUGGACGCCCUGCCAAAUUUAGGACCCCGUCGUGGUGGAUAAGGUUCUUCGUCCAGGCCAACCUUGAAGAGAACGAAGAUGCAAGUAAGAAGUUCGACCAAGCAGCAAUGCAACAGUCUUACGUGCCAGCAUGCCAGGUUUUCCACCUCAAACCACUCCAUUGACCGUGCUGUACGUGAUUCCUCGUGCCUUUUGAGUAAGAUCCAAAGCAUCUCUCAGCUCGCUAGUCACCUCGUAACUAUUUGAAUGAAACACUGAAGUUAAGGUUGCUCUUCAUCGGAAGGUUUUUGGUAGGACUAACGAAUGGUGUGUCUAUGUGGGAUAGACACAGUUGUAAGAUAAUAACAUUAAUCCUAUGUAGAUCCUGCGAUUUGUUCGGAUUCAUUUACAAAUUCUUAUAUAAAAUUUUUAGGACUGAUAUUGCAUGAACUUUCGCUUUUUA
Ipomoea nil (Japanese morning glory) is the source of this 1396-nucleotide messenger RNA. RefSeq lists its product as uncharacterized. The transcript has 8 exons. NCBI's taxonomy places the organism in Eukaryota, Viridiplantae, Streptophyta, Magnoliopsida, Solanales, Convolvulaceae. The record is from RefSeq and is a predicted model, not a curated record. The coding region runs from base 336 to 1118 and encodes 260 amino acids. Gene Ontology annotation, biological process: pectin metabolic process. Gene Ontology annotation, molecular function: methyltransferase activity.